Messenger RNA from Pocillopora damicornis (cauliflower coral), 980 nucleotides. Its product is annotated as homeobox protein engrailed-2-A. The record is from RefSeq and is a predicted model, not a curated record. Gene Ontology annotation, biological process: neuron differentiation; regulation of transcription by RNA polymerase II; central nervous system development. Gene Ontology annotation, cellular component: nucleus. Lineage: Eukaryota; Metazoa; Cnidaria; Anthozoa; Scleractinia; Pocilloporidae. Gene Ontology annotation, molecular function: RNA polymerase II cis-regulatory region sequence-specific DNA binding; DNA-binding transcription factor activity, RNA polymerase II-specific.
ACAGCGAAGUCAUAUAACUGUAAAGGGAUUCCAAAAUGUACGUUCCAUUUAUCGAUUUUCCUUAAGAUCUUUGUUCAUCUCCAUUCUUCUUUGUCUAAUGUCGCGGCGACCAACAAUUGAUUACCGGAUGAUUUAUAGUUAUGAAUUCCAUUUAAAAAAUAAGCAUCUACUUAAAGAGUUACAAUUUAGAACUUUCGUGAACCUGUUAACAUACACGUUGGACGCAGUUUACAAUUGACGAUCGCGAACCAGGACUCAACGAAAGUGCGCUGUAAAUUCUGAAAUGCAGGCUUACAACAGGGAACACCCAUACUAUUACAGCUAUCUACAAUGCUUCUGCCAGCCUACAGCCCUCAGCUAUCCGCCACAAAGCCAUCAGUACCAGCCGCACUUUCGACCCCACUUCGAAAGCCAGUUGCAGAAGCCAUUUCAGUCAUCUUUCUCUAUCGAGUCGCUUCUUGGAGGCGAGAAGACGUCAGAGGUAAGCAUGCCUUCCUUAGCCAGCACUGCCUCCUACAUCAAAAAAACAGACCCCUCUGUUGAAGCUAAACUUAAAGGGCUCGUGGAACGGAGGCGAAACAACAGCUCAAAAGUAUCGGACAGCUUCGAUAAUCGAGAAAAAUCAACAGCGAUGACAGAGGUGCGGAAAGCAGAACUUUUCGCUGGUGAACCAGCAAGUACCACACAAGAAAAGAAAAAGGGUUUAGUGGGCACUCACUUCAAAAGAAAGCGACCCCGUACGAUGUUUACCUUAUAUCAACUCGAGAGGAUGGAGGGAGAAUUCCUGCGCCGUCAGUACAUCACGGGUAAUCAGCGGUUGCAACUGGCCAGCGAGCUUCAGUUGAGUGAGACGCAGGUCCGAGUUUGGUUCCAGAACAGACGGAUUAAAUGGCGCAAAGAUGUGAUGAAGAGGCAGUUUGAUAGCUACUAGGAUCUAUGCAGAAUAAAAUAAAUCUAAUAUAAAGAGAAAUAAAAUAAAA